GGAUUGUUGAAAAUAACCUAUGUACGGAAGUGCUGUACAAGAUACUGUGCUGUGGGAGGAGGUUUUGCUAACCGUGCAGAGAAAUGAAUUUGUGUUACGGCGACAACAAUUAACAUACUGGUGAGACGUCAAAUACGCCUAACCCUACCGAACGUUUUCAUCAUGAUUUUAAAACGCAUACGGAUGCUUCACCUUCACCUUUUUCGCACAUUUUUAUAUCGUCAACAAAAUACCAUGGAUUUGAAAAUGCUAUUGAAUGAUGUUAAUAAGCCACUGCAAACGCUUACUUCUUUCUACACGACUUAUGUUCUGCCUUACGUCAAGCGUAGGUCUCCGCAAACCUUCAUAGCUGCUGCCAUCGCUGCUUUCUUCAGCUAUCAAGUUUACAGUUUUGUACGUGUGCCAAAAAGCCUGAGGCAUAUACCAGCUGUUCCCUUCUGGGCGUACAUGAGAUCGGCGUUGUCGGAGGAAGGCAUUGACUUACGAACUCGCAACGUUAUUCUUCCAGUUCUUAAGAACUCGCCGAAUGGCAUCUACUUACGACCAAAUCGAUUUGGGUGGUGUGUAAGUGUGGCUGGUCCCAGCGCCAUGAAGACACUCCUACUUCGAAAAGAUGAUUUUGAAAAGCAUCAAGGUAUUGUUCUACAACCAGAAUCACUAUUUAGCAAGUUCAUAGGCACACAAAACAUUGUUGCUUUGAACGGCAGUGUUUGGAAGAAGCACCGUAUGAUUGCCAAUCCCGCAUUCCAUCGAUCCAUGCCUGUCAAAUUGUUUGGUCGUUUAUGUGAAAAAAUGAUGACACAAUUUGAAAAGGAGGGAGAUGGCAUUAAUAAUGUAAACGUCCCCAUGUUUUUGCAACGUUUCACAUUGGAUGUCAUUGGCCUUGCAGCAUUUGGCUACGAUUUCGAAGCUCUCGAUGACCCAAACAAUGCAAAAGUAGGCACCUACAACGCUAUUAUGGAUGGCUUUCGAAACCCCGUCUUCUUCUUCUUCCCCAUCCUCGAGAAACGAUUUCUCUGGGCACUACCUAAGCGUCGAGCCGUACACAAGAAGAUGGACGACAUGAAUCAGAUUUUCUAUAGCAUUAUUGAGAACAAGCGUCAGACUCUGGCAAACAUGAAAGAAUCGGCUGAAGAUGCAGAAAAGGAUUUACUAACGUUGAUGCUUGAAGCCAACGCAGAUUCAAAGGAUGCUGGAGAUCGACUUUCAGAUUCAGAGCUUCGUGAUGAUUUGGCCAUCUUCUUCUUGGCAGGUCAUGACACAACAUCCAAUGCACUGUCAUUUGCGCUAUACCAUUUAGCGGUCAAUCCAAAAAUACAGGAGAAAGCUCGAAAAGAAGUGAUUGAAGUUUUAGGUGAUGGAGACGAUAUCGUCUAUCCCAAUGCGUCCCAGUGUUCAGAUAUGAAAUACAUUUAUAUGGUCAUGAAAGAGACAUUAAGAUUGGAGCCCCCAGCCCAAAACACCACCCUACGCUUAAAUAAGGAAGACUUUGAGCUUGCAGGAACUUUUAUUCCCAAGGGGUCAUCAGUAUCGGCUGACAUAUACGUCAUGCAUCAUAACCCGUCCAUCUGGAAGGACCCUGAGGCGUUCAUUCCUGAGCGCUUUGCCCCGGGCGGUGAGAGCGAAUCGAAGGCAGGUAAUGGCCUCUUCUGGGUACCGUUUGGAAAUGGUGCUCGACAAUGUAUUGGCAUGAACUUUAGCUUAGCUGAACAAAAAGUAUUGCUCUCCAUGAUGCUACGCAAGUUUACCUGGACACUUGCUGAUAACUCUAUCAACAAAGAUGGCAUAGUACUAGGGGGAGGAACAGGCAUCAUUUCUCCAAAAGAUCUCCAUUUGAAGUUCUCAAAACGAUUUUAAGCGGAUUUGGUACAGCACUCACUCAUUAUAUCCUUCAAUGAUAUUAAGUG
This is a messenger RNA of Umbelopsis ramanniana AG, 1907 nucleotides long. RefSeq lists its product as uncharacterized. Gene Ontology annotation, molecular function: heme binding; monooxygenase activity; iron ion binding. NCBI's taxonomy places the organism in Eukaryota, Fungi, Mucoromycota, Umbelopsidomycetes, Umbelopsidales, Umbelopsidaceae. The record is from RefSeq and is a predicted model, not a curated record. The transcript is spliced from 8 exons. Bases 163 to 1857 code for a protein of 564 amino acids.